Messenger RNA from Pocillopora meandrina, 1205 nucleotides. Lineage: Eukaryota; Metazoa; Cnidaria; Anthozoa; Scleractinia; Pocilloporidae. The record is from the annotation of a GenBank genome assembly.
AUGGAACGAAAAUUAAAUCUCAAUACCGCUGUAAAAUGGUGGCAACCCGAGUAUCAACACAGCAGUGUAUUUUCAAGCUUAGGACAUAAAGGUCUGGGCAGUAAAGCUUCCAAAUUGAGCUCAAAGACAUCUUCGAGUAUGAUGUCCCGAAAAAGGGAAGCUCUUGCUUUAGCUCAGCUUAAGAUCUGCCAAUUGAAAGUUCGCCAGCGAUUGGAUGAAGAAGAACAUGAGAUUCGAAGGAAAAGAGAGUCAAUGGAAGCCGAAAUGGAGGCAGAAAAGGCUGCUGUGUCAUUGAAAAUUUAUGAAGAAGAAAUAGGAGAAGAAGGAAGAGACAUGGAGUUAGUAAUUAGUCAUGACAAGGAACAUUGGCAGCCACCUAAAUUACAUGGUGUGACCGAACCAAGGGGUACUUCAGAGCCCUUUACAAUGGAUCGAACACCAUCCCUCCAACCACAAGUUCCUACCAUUCCAUCUAUGUCUACGACUAAUUAUUUAAAUGAUUAUAUUAAGUCUUCACAACCAUUGUAUGAACAGCCCGUUAAAGAAUCGUGGUUUUCUGUUUGGCAAAUGCCGCAAGCUCAGUCAUCACAAAAUGUGACAUGUAACACAACACCAGCACAGCAGGUACAGUACUUUGACAGUGUAAGGGAAAUGGUGAAAGCAAUGAGGCAAGUGGUUUCCUCACCAAAAGUUGAAUACCUCAAGUUUGAUGGAGAUCCACUCAGAUAUGUGUCACUUAUUCACAACUUCGAAACUUAUUGGGAACAGGACAACCCUGAUGACUCUAGGUGGCUCCAACUACUGAUCCAGCACUGCACUGGAAAGGCAAGAGAAGUGGUCGAGAGCUGUGAGAAUUUACCAGUUUCUGAUGGUUAUCGAGUGGCAAAGGAAACACUGCGCGAGAAUUUCGGAAAGCCGCAAGUAAUUGCAGAUGCGCAUAUUAAGAAGCUGCUACAUCUACCCAGCCUGAAGAAUGUGGAUGGACCUUCCUUAUUGGAAUAGUAGACACUUAGACACUACUGAUGGAACCUUGACUGGAAUGGGCACCGAAUAUGUAGCUGACCUUAACCACAUGAACACUUUGAGAGAACUAACCAAAAGGUUGCCAAUGCUCCUCCAAGCAAAAUGGACAGAGUACGCUGGAUUGUAUUAUUGUAUCAGAUCAAAGACCCAAGUUUGGAGAUUUCGUGAAAUUUAUCAAAGAA